Messenger RNA from Periophthalmus magnuspinnatus, 1877 nucleotides. Its product is annotated as interaptin-like. The transcript has a single exon. Bases 1 to 1332 code for a protein of 443 amino acids. NCBI's taxonomy places the organism in Eukaryota, Metazoa, Chordata, Actinopteri, Gobiiformes, Gobiidae. The record is from RefSeq and is a predicted model, not a curated record.
AUGGACAAAAUCACGAACACAGAGAUGGACCCAAUCACACACACACAGAUACACACACCACAUGAACACAGCAACACAACAGCAGAGCGCCCUCUGGAUGAGAGGCUCAAAUCUGCAGAGCUGACAAUUCUGGAGCUGAAAGAACAGCUCCAGAAGGAGAGGAGUGAUAAGACAGGGCUCCAAGAAGCUCUCGAGGCCAAGAGGAAAGAACUGGGCAGCCUUUUCCAGAAGCUGUUCUGGAAGAAUGGGAAAAUCAACGAGCUUGUAAGGCAAAACAAGAACCUGGAAGCAGAGCUGGAGCAAACCAGGCAUUUCAACCAGCAACUGGGGCUGAGAAAUAAGGAGGUAACUGGGAGUCCAGAGGAAGACUCAACUCAAAUUCUUCCAGUGGUUCAAACUCUUCAGGGAAAUUUUUCUGAGGAGAAAGAGAAGAACAGAAUUCUGGAAGAAGAGGUCCAAAAACACAGAGAAGAGAAGGCAGUGCUCCAAGAAGCUCUAGAAGUCACAAGACAAGAACUGGGCCAUGUGUCUGAGAAGGUUGACAGUUUAGAGGAUGACCUUCAACAAAGCAAUGCCAAAAUCACCUGCCUUUCCCAGAAAAUCCUGUCGAAGAAUGAGGAAAUCGACAAAAUUCAAAUGGGAAACAAGAACUUGAAAGCAGAGCUGAGCGUGUGCAGAGCAGAGCUGGAGCAAACCAGGCAUUUGAACGGGCAACUGGAGCUGAAACUGGAGGCAGAGACACAGGAGCUCAGUAGCCUAAAGGAUGCACUGAAGAAAAUGUGCGAUCGAACCAGGGACAAGCUCCAAGUAAAGAAUGCCGUUCUGCAGGAGGAAAAAUGCAGGCGCAGUGCCUGUCAGGACAUGCAAUGGAAAGUUGUACAGCUUAAGCAAAACCUCCAAGAUGUGAGUGAAGAAAAGGACGCGUUAGAGGAGUCCAUGAAAGAGGCUGAAAUAGCCAUGGACCGGAUCAAUGUCGACCUUUCCAACUGCAAGAAAGAGCUGGAGGAGGUGAGAGAGCAGAGGCAAGAUUUACUGGAGGAAAUUGUCCAAAAGAACCAAAUUAUUGAUAAACAGCAGGAGCUUAAGAGUGCUUAUGAGGAGAGGCUUGGUCAGUGGAGAGCCGACCGCAAGGCCUUCUACGACGAGCAAGUCAAACUCAGAAAGCAACUUCAGAAGCAACUAAAGGAGAUGAGACAACGCAACCAGAGCUUAGAGGAGCAGAUACGGUCAGAAGGCGACGGAGCAGUGGAAUGCAAGACAUGUAGAGUCCUCCACACAGACACAGGGAGUCCUGUGUCUGUGGGGAGAAGACGCAGGAGCAGCGAUUUUUAAAGCUCCCGAAGGCUUUGAGUAAACAGGGGGGUAUUCACCAGUAAAAAAAGGUCGCUAGACAACCUUUUUUAUUGGUGAAUAUGUCACUUUGGCGAGGGACGGCCUUGAAUAUCUAUGAUUUGAGGAAGUCCCUCGAGAGAAUGAAGAAGCUACUGGGAAAGGUGAAAACAUAUUCACUCUUAAUGGUUGUCCAGUCGACAGAUGUAAAAGUCUGUAGAGCGACGGAAACUUGAGGCAAGGAGAGUAUAUAUAUUUUUAUUGAGACAUCUUUGUAGGUUGGUGAAACAUGUGGUUCAGUGGACCUGAACACUCUACCAAUGACAUCUUUGUCAAGAGCAGGAUUCGAACCGCCAACCUUCGGAUCAGCACUCUACCAACUGAGCCACUGAAAAAUUAUAGGCAGAAUCUGAAUCUCAAGCUCAAUCUGAAAUCACCAUAAACGACAUAAACCCUCAGCGGUAACGACACGUACAGGACGUGUUCUGAGAUCGAUACUGGACCUCAUCAUGAACAGCCUGUGCUCAUGACAGCGAGUGAACGGCAAC